AUUCCGUCCGGUUGUGGCGUAGAUUCCGAAGGAAACCGCGCCGCAGUGAAUUCCGAUUAGUGUGCAUACAUAUGUUCGGCGGGGAUUCUGUGCCAGAACUACUGUUGUUGUUGUUCGACCUCGGUUGGUUCAAUUAAGUGCAGUGUGCUAUUGGAUGCAGAUUUCAGAAACUUACGGUGACACGGUGUCGCGUUUGUCGCUCGUAAGGAUCGUAAUCCUUUCGGAUGAGAGUGGAGUUGGGAUUGUAGCGCAUUCGGGGUGCCAAGUGUGUUCAGACACGGCGACGGUCAUCGUCACCGCCAUGUGAAUUAUUUUUAGAAUCUUUCGACUCUUAACUGUGCACGAUCUCGGGAGUGAGACGAGAGCGACACGAGACGACGCCACGAGAUUGCUGGCCCAUUUCCUUAGGGAACGUGUUUUGGUUUCGAAAAGGGAACCCCGAAUGAAGUUGUUUUGAUGGUGUGAUGAAGAAGUGUGAAUCGAGGCCUUGUACGCGUGGCCAGUUUGUUUUGGAUGGUUUCGGAAAACCUUGGGCCAGGGUUGUGAAUGAUAUCGUGUGUACUUAGAAGAAUAUCAGAAGUUAGUCGGCGAAAGAGCGGUCCGCAGUUUUGCAUUCAGAUGCAGCUUGUGUGUUUUGUGCCGUUGCUAGUUAGUGGAAAUUAAUUUUAGACUCACUAUAGCCAGCGAAAACAGAGAAGAAUGGCAGUGAGGGUGCCAUAAGUUGCAAGUAGCAGCAAACACUGCAAACAUCAAUCCGAGAAGCAUGCUUCAAACAUUCAAGUGCAACACGAACGUGAUCAGCUUUCGACCGCAAGUGCAUUGUCGCGCUUGCAAGACCCAGUAUUAAGCGCAGGUGCAGCAGCAUUACUUUCAAAAGCCGAAUGUGAGACAUAAUUGGCUACCGCCGCUGCCACUUUCGAACGUGCACCGGUUUACAAUUACACAGCGCUCGCCAACAUGUGAUCAAUUGGAGAUAUGAAAUCGACAUAAACACGGGUGGUGAAAACAAAAGUGCGGUUGUGUCUGGUUGGUGGGGGACUGGGGACCGCGGGGUGCAUCCGUUUAUACACAGUGAGGUGAGAACAAAUUAUGACAUCAACAACAGCGAGCACCGGCUCGUCUGUUUCAACGUGUAGCAGCGGCACCGAGCGCCGUGACGUAUCAAACGGCCAGAACGAUGAUGGUGGUCAACUCGCCAGCUGCCACAACUCUUCCUCUGAUGCGUCGUUGCUAGGCGUAGCCAAGCUGUCGUCAUCCGGUGAUGAUGAGGAUGUGUAUAAUACACUUUUCACCAAGAAGUUAUCUGCCGCUUGUUACCUCAACAGCACACUUCUCGCCGGAGCCGAUGACUACCGGGGAGGAAUACUGAAUGGGACGACGGCAGGGUCGAUCACAACCACAACCACUACCCCUUCAAUAUCGAACCGUCCCAGCGAGGCAAGCUAUGGCUUCCAGAACACCUAUGCUGUGCUAGAGCGACAGCUUGCCAGCAAAGCGUCGACAGCCCGCCAACUUCACAAGUUCCUAAAGUACAACGAGUUCUACAAAACGCCAGUAUUCUGCGACACGUCGCCGCAUUAUAGUGCAAAUUAUGUAAGAAGUAUUACUAGCGAGGGGAGUGAAUCUCUUCCCUCGAGGCGUUUAUUAGUGGCGGACGAGGACGAAAAUGAAAAACCGAGCUUCCUUGAGCUGGAGCUGGAAGCCUCCAGCAGGCUGCGGAAGCUCCGUGAGCAGAUCGGUGGAAGCCUGCAGUCGAUCGAUAGUGUCGCCACAUCGGAAGGUGGCGGUAAGCUCGAGACGCCUCUGAUAGAGGCCUUGUAUGGAGUCAACGUAGAGGAUUUGAAACGUGCCGGCACCGAACGGAUUCAUCCAAAUCCGAAUGUGUUUCUGGGAGCCGAAGAAGACGACAAGAGUAGCCAGGCCGGAGAGUACCCGGAGUACAUCUACCACGUAGCAAAGGGCAACGAUGGCCGGAUGUAUCUUAAGGUUGUGCGCAGUUUGCUGCUGGAUAAAGUUCUAUGCGGUAAUCGCGUAAGCCAAAUGACCCGUGCGUACGAUGAUAUCGAUGCCGUAACGCGACUUCUGGAGGAGAAGGAGAAAGAUCUGGAGCUGACGGUGCAGAUUGGGAAGGAGCUGCUGACCCAGAAUACCCACCUCGAGAACCGGGUAGCCGAGCUGGAGCAGGAGCUGAAGAGUACCAACGAAAACUUAGCGCAGUUCGCCCACGAACUGCACCAGAAGAACGAGCUGAUCGCGAUACUGACCAACGAUGUGGACGACAGCAGCGAGAAUGUCACACCUACCACAUCGAAGACGGUCAACCUGGAGCUGCUCCAGCGCAAGGUCAAGUCACUCGAGGACGAAAACAAAUCACUGCGGAGCGAGGCUGCCCAACUGGUGAGGGAAACCGACGAAUGCGAGGAGCAGGAACGCAAGCUAAUGGCCGACAUUGCGAACCAGCUGAGUACAACCAAUAGCGAGUUCGAUGGGUUAAAUCUGGAACUCGAAAGACUGAAGGAAGAGAACCGAAUCCAGCAUGAGCAAAUCAUCAGCCUUAAGACCCGCCUCUCGGGGGCGGAGAUACGAUUGCAUCAGCUCACAACGGAAAACGAGGAAGCGUCCUCGCUACUCAGUAUUACCAAAGAAAAUCAGAACCUGCUGGCCGGUGAAUUGGCAGAAUUCAAAACGCGCUAUCAGGAGGUGCUGAACUUGCUGCACGACGCGCAGGAGCAAUUGAGACGCCAAAGAAAACGUUCCCAGCCGAUGGCGAGGAGUUCGUUGAUACCCGGGCUGGGUGUCCCCGCGCCCGACUCGCUCCAAUCGGAGCUGAUGGAGACGUCACUCUACUCGGAGAACAGUUUGGAUUCGGGAAUUGCAUCCGAACGGGGCGGAUUACCGUCGUACAAAAAGGUAUUCGAAACUGUACGCUCGGCAACGCGUGCGAACACCACUGGCUUCGCCGAUGGCUACACCCAGCUUGGGUCUAUGACAAUGAGUUCCUCCUCGCAACCACGCAUGGCACCGUUUGUAUUUCCCGGCACGGGAACCACCACAACCAACUACUACAAGAUUGGUUCGUCCGUCUACAGCACAAUGUACGAGAGUUCCCUCGGUGGACGCACACUUUCACGCGAGAGUCUGGUAUCUGAGUCGGAGGAUGGCUAUCCGGGUCCGGUGCAGACCGGUAUUCCCGGUGCUCCAGGUGCCAAAGAUCUCGAGGCUGCCUUGAAACGACUGACUCCGGCCGAAGUGCUUGCCAGGAGAGCUAUGCUUCAACACGCACCUGCGGGAACCUAUAGCUACGACGAUCAGCCAAGUGGAAUUCCUCUGGGAUGUCGUACACCGGACAGCAUUAUGUCAACUGGAUCCUCGGGUAUGUCCGGUAUGUCUUCGAAUCAAUGGCGUCUUCCGGAGAAAUUACAAAUCGUCAAACCAAUCGAGGGCUCGCAAACAUUGCAUCACUGGUCGCGACUCGCAACCCCCACACUCAGUGGUUUACUUGAAGAACGCCCGGGUGUAACAAUUCGUGGCGGACGUGGACUGGAGGAACUCGGACUCCAGACGUACUCCCUCUCGGACGUGGAAGAAGACGCCGAAGAACAUCCUGGCAAGCGCUUUCAAACCUUCGGAAGCACCUACACUUACACCAACAGUACCGUGAUGCAUCCGGACGACGGAACGAAGGCAGUCACAUUCAGUCUUCCACCAUCGCAAAUGUCCUCCCAGAUAGCGUCCGAGUGCCCAUCGCGACAGCCAUCGGCCCCAUCGACUCCCCGGACGGGAUUGUCACGUCGAAACUCGUGUUCCACUUUCUCCGUCAACCUCGGGCUAGCCUCGAUGCUGAACGAGCGAGGAAUCAAGGCGGUAACACCGAGUGCACUGAACACACCCGCAGGACCGAACUAUUCGCCCACAGUGACGCCGUGCAAUAGUCCUGAGGGAUCUCCCCCGCGGUCCACAUCGCCCGAACCGCCUCUCCUAUCCGGCCUGCUCGCCUCUGGAGCGGAUAUUCUACGCAAGAAGUUUGCCGUAGCCUCAUCCUCCUCCGUCGAAAUGGAACGUCCCUCUCGUCUAACCGCUCGUAACAAGCUCGCCUUUUCUAGGCUGGAGAAGAAAGCCCUCCGAUCGAUCAAAAUCAUGGAGAAAGUCGAGAGCAUGGGGGUAGACAAUUUCAUGCAACACUCCGGCCACGGCAUCAGCCCGCUGGCUUUGCAUGGAUCUUCUGCCCUCUAUACAUCCACCAUUCGGGGACGAACGUCGAGUCCGAUGGCGCAGCUGACCAGCUUGAAACACCUGCAGGAUAACCGAUUAAAGAAUCAACAUCAUCAGCAGCAGCAACAGGACGAGUUGAUGAUCGACAAAGAAACGAUAAAAGCGGUUCUGACGAAGGGACUGUCCAUCGAUAGCAUGAAGAAUAUUUCAUCCGGAGCAAGUGACUGCUCUUCUGGCUCAUCGAGUGCGGCGGCAUACUCUUCUUCGCGGGGCUACGCCGAUAGUGAUAGUGAAUCGUCAUCGGUUAGCGGUGUAGCUCAUGCCGCCCGCAUGCCGGAAGAAGAACAGAGGAAUAAUGCAACGCAAACCGUUAAGAAGCAAGGAACUUCCACUUCGCCAACAACAGCCGCUCGCCUCAAACAAAUGCAGCGACAAAAGAGCCGACGCAAUUUGCUGAACGGUGCUAACGGAUCCCAGCGACCGGAUCUCGGAACGGUGAACGGGUCGAGCAGACCCGGCAUAAGACCGGAUUUGGGUACAGUGGGCGGCAGUAGUAAUAAGUCUAAGAGCAAUAGCAAGAAGGACUCGGCGGCUGCGGCUGCAGCAGCAGCAGCAAAUGCCCCCGAACAGAGUCGUUCGCUAGGGCAGAGUGUAUACGGUACGAUCAGUUCGCUACUGUUUGGGCGCAAGGGAGGCCUGCUGUAAGUUGAGGUCGAGACAGAUGGACGAUGGCAUACAGAGUUGGUAGAGAAUAUUUCUUGUGAAAGAGAAGGAGUUUAUUUUUUUCUGUUUUAAGAUUAUACUUUUUAGAGCGCGAAGGUUAUUAUCCAUACGACUGAUCCCAUUUUCAGAAAAUUUUCUGUAAAAGUUUAUUCCUAGCAUAUAGAAAAAACAUUUACACCGAAUCAGUAAAUGAACGACGAACGAAAGACUCAUUUCUUCCUGGUUUUCUUUCUCCGGUUGAUAAAAUUUUGCUUUGCAAUCCGACAUCGCUAUCCGCUCGGUUUACCGAUUCCGCGCCUUAACUGCCAAAGCUCAUUGAUCAGUAUCAACGAAAGCCGAAAUGUGUGUUUCCGAAUACAAUAAAUCCCCCGCGUAGUAUUAUCUCUCAUAGAGUUUAGGAUUGAAAUAAGGAAUGGUGAACCCAUGGUUUCGAACAAGUACAACCUCUUGGGCACAGAGACAAACAUAAACACAUUCCAGUAGCGGCGCGCGCACGACGCGGUAGGAUUAGACUUGCCCCCGGAAUUCUGUUUCGCUUCUCCCAAAUCCAAUUGUUUUGCAUUUCCGCUCAAUACUGCAUUCUCGGAAAAAUAAAUCGUGAAAAUCGAGCGAAUAACGAUGUCGGGCAAUUUUCAUCUUGCGCCUCGUAGGAUUAGGAAAUACUUUACGUAGCAAUUCUUUUCCAUUCAUCACUGUGGUUAGUUAGAACGCCUUCCUUCAAAUAAGGUCUCCCCAUAACACAGAAAACGGGUCGCUCAUUUAGUGACAGAACAAUUGCUGCUAUCGACGCGUAAUAAUAGUAAAAAAAGAGUUUAGAUCACUUGUAAGAGAUUGAUGGCAGAGUUUCAGAUAGCAAAAUUUAACCUCGUAACUACUCACUCAAACAAGAGUUGGGGAUUUUUUUACAUUAGAUAACGUUUUUCAGGAACAUAUUGACGGUACAAGUUGAAGAACAUUUCUUGAUGGAUUUCCCAGCUUUUUGCAUCAAUGAAUUCACCCUUACAAUCCACUAUACGGUCAUUUCUUGAUCAUUUGAUAUUUUAAUCAACGACUUUUUUUUUUGAAAGCGUUUGAAAUCCACGUCGGAAAAACAAUACAAGAAUUCGUCAGAUGAGGUAAGACAUCUCAUUGAAACACCUUCAAAGUUUUCUUGACAACUUAUUAGGAUUCCCUUGUGGAAUUUUUGGUCCAACGAACAGCAUCCAUAGAAGGCACAGGAACCCCCUCUAUCAGUGCCGGCCUAAACCUGCCAGUCUGUCGACUUCUUCAUUAUCGGGAGCUCAAGAAUGACCAAGCAUCCAGCUGAAGGAGACAUUGCUCUCUAAUGCGAAAUUCUCAGUAGAAAGUAGACAAGAGUGUUUGGUGCAAGCGACGAUCAUCCGGUUCGGUCUGGCUAACCGAAAGUGGCCAUAUCGGAUUCCAAAACGACUUCAGCGGUGUGGUCGAACCGAUGAUCAUUUCCGGCUGAUUUCCGUUUUUUAGCUAACCGGAAGUCGGUAUUUAGCAUUCCGAAAUUGCCUCAGUGCACGAUAUUCAACUUCCGCUGGUCAAUACGAUUCUAAAUAUGUCGAUAUAGUGGGGCCGUGGCCAUUCCCGACUGAUAUCUGGUUCAAUUUGGCUAACCGGAAGUGACCAUUUUGAACUCCGAAAUGACCUCUGAGAUCAUUACUUGACAUCUGCUUGUUCCAUAAUCAUCCGUGGUGUGUGGCCAUUUCCGUUUACUUCCGCUCUUUUCAACUAACACUAGGUCGCCUUCUUAGAUUUCAAAAUGAUCAGAGAUCGAUUUUUAACUUCCGUUGGUCAAGACUAUUGAAAAUAAUAUCGAUCUUGUUGGGAUACCCAUUACUUUCUGGUGCAGUUCAGUCGACCGGAAGUGACCACUGACCGCAGAGAUCAAUAAUCGUCAAAAAUACUUAUAUUAUGGGGUUAUGAUUACAUUGGGUUAUACCUUGGUUUUAUACAAAAUACUGCUCAUAUAAAAACAGCAUAAAGAAAAACCAACAAACAACCUUAGUAACCACACAGACAGAUACAGUCUUUCAAGUAGUGCUUGAUCAGUUAGUCACAUUUGGUCACUAUCUGCAAAGGUAGGACGUAUUUUGAAGUCUUCGAAAGAUGAUCUGAAAACUUCAUAGUACAGAGUACUCUAUAGGCAAUCGUUCUAAUAACUUGGAGGCGUUUCCCGAAGUGUUCCUCACAUAGUCCAGGUAUUUAAAACCGAGCGUUCGGUUAAGAUAAACCACAGUAGACCACGAGUGUCACACAAUGCAGUAUAUAUUGCGAAAAAAUCCUGGCCAACGUUCGUGCAAUAUUGAAUGUAUUAAAGUGUGACAUGAGGACCUUGCAAUAAGCUCUAUCUUAUCUCGCAUAGCAAAAUUUAUUGCUAACAAACAAACUCCAACGGGUGAUUACGUGUCACAGAACUUAUCGAGCAUUCCUCGUAUAGACACGCAAAUGCAAACAACUUUAUUCUUGUGAAUCCUUCAAAACUUAUUUGUACAACCACUCCAACCAUUCCUGCGUCUCUGAAAAAAUGGCUACAAAUGAAUGAUUCAAAAUAUUGCCCAAACUCAAAUACGGUUACGACAGAAGUCUUGUGUUAUCGAUCGAGACAAGUGAUAAUCGGGCAGCGCAAUAUCUGGGGAGCACAACGGACGGAAUAAGACUUUCCAUUUGAGUGGUUCGGGCGGUUUAACAGGUGAGGUCGAACGUUGGCAUACUGAAGAAUCACUUUUUGUACCCAUUCUCGCGCACAGCUCGGCUCUAUCAGUACCAGUGUUUGGAUAUCUGUCAAUAUUGAAUGAUACACAAGGUGUCGUGCAAGUAACCAUUCAUGAAUAUAUGACCUAUCAUGGAUGGAUGAUGACCGAACGCCAGUAUUCACUUUUGUUGCACCAAACGAACAUACGAAGCGAGGAACAAAGCCUAUUGAUUGCAUAUCCGAGCUCUACCAAACAUCGCACACCACUAUACAAGUUUGAGUCGCAUAUAUCGUCCCGUUCUAGCUAUAGCGAAUAACCGCUGCACAGACAAGUGCAUAGCGAUAAAUGAUACAUUAAAAAUUGCGUCAUCAUUCGGUCACCAUUUGUGGAGAGCGGCGAAUGGGAAAAGAGCUAAAACGAGAGAGUUUUUGUUUCUCACUGGAGCGGUGUUGCUAGCUAAAUUUUUGAAUACAUUUAUUGCAAGGGAUAGCAGCGUUAAAAAUUAAAAAAUAUAAUUUGACUACCCUUCCCUGAGCAUCUAUCUAGCUAAAUAUUCACAUAGUUUGCACUCUCUGACACUCAUGGGUCAGGAUCUGCUGCAUUAUUUGAAUAUGAAUCAUUCGCUUUGCGUAGGCCGUAUGAUCCUGCUGCUCCAUGAUGCAUGGAGAGGUUUGACAUGUAAUGAGUUCGAGGCAAAUAAGAAUAUAAACGUUCUGCACCGAAACCGUUCAUGACGGUUUGGGUUUGCUUGCUCGUGUAUCAUGAAGUGCGAACCGGAGCGGAGUUGUCUCGUCCUUUUUUGUAGCACGUAAAAGCAAAAGAAUGUCACAGGGGGAAGUGAUUUCUCUUAGAUCAGAUUUGAAUAAACGAAAGCGAAUUAUUCAGUGAAACGGUCAAUCGGCAAACACUGAUCACUUCAAUUGAAUUCGAUUCCGUCCCCCAGUGAUGGUUUCGUUCGGUUUCGGUCAGUCUGGUUUCGGCCAGUGACAUUCUUUUUUUUGGAUUGCAGUUAGAAUUUUUUUUUUAUCAUCAGUCACGAAAGCUUCAAUCUUUUUCGUCCUCAACCAUGUCAUUCGAAAUCCAAAUCAUCAUUCACUUUAUUGAAUGCUAGAAGAUUGAUUGGCCUUUUUCAAGGCACGGAGCGAAUGAACUUUGUAGUUUGAAGACUCUAUAACAGAAAAGAUCAAAUCAAUCAAUCCAGAAGUUUUGGCCCUUAUGUCAAAUGUUACCUCGUAGCAUGUCGAAGACGAUCAAGAGUUGCAUAGUGAUCCAUCUGCUGGACAGGAUUCUAAAGCUGAUUAGUUAGAAAUGGUCGGAGUAGGGAGGAGGGAUAACGGAAUCAUUCCAAGGAAGUUAACGCCAUGCAAAUCGUAUGAAUUUGCUCAUGUACCUCUUCCUUUUAAUACAAGUGUUUUGGAAGUGUAACUGACAGAGGACCGAAGAAUCUAUCACAUACGGAAGAAUCUUUUGCCUGCUCCCUUAAGUGUAUGGUAUGGAUGCCCUGGCUCAGAAACCCACCAUACCUUGCCGAUCAUUAGGGUAAAUUUGCGUCUUUUCGGAGGUACAUGUUCAACUUAUACCACUUUUCGUACUAGGUCGAAACUGAUUCGUCUCCACUUGGAAUUUUCUCAGUCGAUGUUGGUUACGGGGUUGUUGAAUCGUUCAAAAUCACUAACUUGAAAAUUGAAUGAUACAUUUUCAUCUCAAUCUUCAGGUGCGACUGAGUCGCUCUCGUUUUCGUCAUGUAACAAUUUUUUUGAGAAACGUUUCAAUGCCCGAUUCUCUUUAAUUUAUUCGAUGUAUUUUUACUGGAAAUGUGGUUCCUCUUCGCUUUGAACUUUUUUUCGGACCACGUUUUGUGAGAAUGUGCAGAAAAAUCGGUUUGCCUUACGUUCAAUUUCUCCAGCAAAUUCUCUUUCAUGGUCUACCUACCUUUCUAGUGUGCCAAAAUUUUUCCUUGUUCUUUUCAACCAACCAUUUAUGCUUGGCCUCAGUAAUAAAAUACUGCCUCAUGAAGGAUAAUGGCAUUCGUUUCUAAUAAAUUUGAUCCAAGAUGAUCCAAGUAGUCAUAUCUUUUUGAAGAGGAAUAUGUCAGUUAAUAAAUUUGAUUUUGUGUUUUUGUUGGUUAUGUUGUGUCAUCAAUUACCAUCCUUCGGUUAGGGCGAAAACGGAAAAACUGAAGAUAAAGAUCGUCUUUUUGUUGAAAACGCUGUUGUGUUCAUUGGUAAUUUUGCAGUUGAUGGUAGUCAGAUUGAAAUUGGGUAGCUAAAAACUGCAAUCAAUCUCUUAAACGAUCGGUGAUCUAAGCUGAACAACCAAGUCCUGUGCUUGAAAGAUUAUGGAGAUUAGUUAAAACUACAAAUAGAACAUCUGAGCGUUAGCAACAAAGUAAAAUAGAGCUUCAUCAAUAUUCGUUAGCUUUUACUAUUCUGCCAAUGUUUCUACUACAUUGUAUUUGUUAACUCUAAUCAUAUUAAUUUUCCCAGCCUGGUAUAUUCAAGAAAUGCAAUAAUCAAGAAACAAUGACUGCAGGACCGUUUAGUCACGAUUCGUGCAGUGCAAUGCAAUGCAUCCAUUUCAAGCAAAAACAAAAGCUCUAAACACAAGCUGCUGCCCUGUAGUAACCACAUUCCUUUUCAGCCCGUUUAGUUCAGUGUUGCGAAGCGAGCGUGAAGCGGAAAACCACCUCCCACUUGCCUGCGAGACCAAGAGAACUCGAGUUGCACUCGCCUGCGCGAGUAUGAGCCAUAUUUGCCAGCCCACACACAACCUUCACAUAUGCUCUCCAACAAUAUGGUUUAUAUUCAUGAAUAAUUUAUCCUGAUUCAGACUUCAUUCACGCUGCUCACCCGCGCGGCCUCAUUGUCACAUUCCUCACACGCAAGUGAAAGCAUUCGCAACACUGGCUCAGUUCAGUAGUAAAUUAUACCCGAGAGCAGUUGUGAGGGUUGGUCUACAGCAAAUUUGGAAAUAUCUUUCAUCCUUGAGCUUUACGAUCAGAGCACAGUGGCGAACCGCGUCGGCAUGUUCCGGACCUUUCCCCCAGAAAGAUCCGUGCAAACAAUCAGGAUGACGGUCAUAGUUUUGAUUGAGUGGAGGUGGAUGCACUGCAUUGAAGCGCGCCAGCGAGUUUCUCCGACAAAACCUUGAGCUUUUUUCAUGACUUUCUUCUGUUGACAUCGAAAUUCUUCAAAAUUAGUGAGAAGUAGACUGCUUUUAUAGAGACUUUAGUUAAGGCUUGUAUUUUUAAGGCUUCGCGUUUAUUCGAUCAUCAUUUUAUUCAUGAUACUUUAUAUUUAUAAGAACCGACGUUUAUUUGUCUCAUUAAGUUUCCUCUCAUCAACGGUAAGGUGCUCUACGUAAAAAAAAACUUUGGAAGAGGUCAUUGCAAAUAUCUCUCAACUUCCUAUGGGUGCACUUUGUUAUGUCCUAGAUACAAGUUUAAUAACAAGAGGGGCCUCACAGAAAUGGGUAAGCAAAGAUUAACUAGCGACAGAACAAGCAUUGUAUAUAGGUAAGAGCAGUAGAGUAGAAAUAAAGAAAAAACACGAAAAGCACAGCAAAAAAACAGAACAGAAAAAUAUGCAAAAUCCAGUUGUAGAUAAUUAUCCAAUUAGAUAAAACGAAGAAAGGUGAAACAGCAGCAGCAAGUUAGCGCAUAUAAACGAAUAAGUAUUUAUUUUUAUAGAAAACGAAAAGUGAACAAUUCUUUGCCUACUACUAAGAUAAAUGAACCAAUCACUCACACACACCCUGUGUCUGUGUGAGGUGAGGUGAUGCGUAUGAUAACACAACACUUGCGAGGCAGAAGUUUAACUAACCAUUUUCUCCCCACGCUGUAUCUCCCUUGCGCUCCUUGCGUGUGACAAAAAAACAUAAGCCAUUCUAAAAAAAUAAUGAUUGUACGCGCCUAAAGACACGUUCUCCGACGAUUGAAAGGCACCGGAAAGUGCGAGUCUACACAGACAAAAAAUAACAUAUGAGAAGAAUAUUAGGUAUUCAGAGCGCUACUUGAUAGUUUUAAUUUUCAAACAGUGUAGUGCAAAUUAAACACGAGCGCAGCCUAGAAGCAGUAGGUAUUUAGUUGAUUUUUUUUUCUUCAAAAGUAGCAGACAGACAACAAUAACUAACAAGGAAGAGUGCGUUUGGAAGGGUAUUAUCAAGCCGCGCGUAUACACAAAAUGGUUGAACUGAAUAAUAUUAUUUCAUAGGAAGAACGCAUAUGACUAUGUAAUAGGAGGAAGGCGGUGAAUUGCGAGUGACCACCUGGAUCGAAAUAAGAAAGAAACAAAUGUUGGUUAGUUUGUAUUAUUAAGAUGUUGAACAGAAAAGUUUUUUCUGCGGUAAGAAUUAUUAAAAAAAAAUAAAAUUUGAAAUUAUCAUCGAAAAA
This is a messenger RNA of Toxorhynchites rutilus septentrionalis, 12027 nucleotides long. RefSeq names its product trafficking kinesin-binding protein milt (gene milt). The transcript has 6 exons. The coding region runs from base 1090 to 4917 and encodes 1275 amino acids. Lineage: Eukaryota; Metazoa; Arthropoda; Insecta; Diptera; Culicidae. The record is from RefSeq and is a predicted model, not a curated record.